Molecule: messenger RNA, 1882 nt
Organism: Sebastes umbrosus (honeycomb rockfish)
Lineage: Eukaryota; Metazoa; Chordata; Actinopteri; Perciformes; Sebastidae
Gene: prr18
Product: proline rich 18
Exons: 1
Coding region: 187-945 (252 amino acids)
Source: RefSeq, a predicted model, not a curated record
UUGAACUCCAGUCAGUGCAGGACAACAGGUGCACUACAACAGCCUCUCUCUCUCUCUCUCUCUCUCUCUGUCUUUCUCUCUCUGCACCUCGCUGUGUUGGAUAAUGCUGUUGAAUAAUUGCGCAGGGCUUCCUCAUCAUCAUCUGCACUUUUUGCACGUUUUUCUAUCCUGAUCACCUUCACAAAAAUGCCUUUUCCGCCCAUCAGCCUCCACCAGCGGAUCUCCUCUCCAGGCAGGGAUCUAUUCGGGAAAAAGAAAGCCAUGGCAGUGCCUCCUCCUCACACUGAGAUCACCAGCAAAGGAGAGAAAGGAGGGUCGGAGAAGGAAAAACAGUCCUCUUCUUGGACAGCAGCGAAUUUAAGGAAUUUGGGUCGAAAAGACAAGAGUAAAAGCCCCCCUCAGAAGGCAGGUGUCGGUCAGGAGACCCAGGGAAAAAGCUCCUCCUGGCUGUCCAUACCCAAACCUCAGGAUCCAUCCGAAGGAGUCAGGCGCUCCAGCUCCAUGGACUCAUCCAGACACCUCCACAAAGAGGAAGGGAAGAUCCAGUUCACCCUCAGUCUCACCCCUGAAGCCAUUCUCGUCAUCCAAAAACGAAAUCUGGAAAAGCAGAUGAUGGCAAAGCAGCAGAAGUGUUGCGCGUCUGCGGACUUUCGCCACUCCAGGCGCGUCUUUCCAUCCAUCAAAAAGACGCACCAAGGAGCGACCAAAGCGAGCGCUCCUUCUGCUGCAGGAGCCAAGCAGGAGAGCGCCGAGCAGGACAUCACAGCCAUCGUUAAGAUCUCUCUGUUGAACGAUCAGUACAAGUACGACGACGUGGAGUACGAAGAGGAGGACGGAGACGUGGACGAGACUGUUGUGAGGAAAUGUAAAGAGUGGCUCAAAGGGGUGGAAAACGCAGCUGCUUUGGGAAAAGUGGACAAACUUUCUGCACUUAAAGGCUGCUGACACCCUGACUUUUUGAUAGUUUGUUUUUUUUGAACAGUAAGACUUGGAGAGAUGAUGAUGGACUCAUGGAAAAGUGUGCACCGAUGUGCAAUGCCAUCUUAAAUUUGAGUCUUGUACAAUUUGAGAGGGGAGAAAAUCCACUCCAUAAGGAAUGUCAAUUGUGUUUGAGUUAUUUACUAAAACAAGUGUCACAAAAAAUGGCACUCCAUUGAAGAAAAUGAAAAAUAGAUGAGUAAAUUGGAAUACAUUUUUUGAACAGCAGACUUGGAGAGAUGAUGAUGAUGGACUCAUGGAAAAGUGUGUAGGCCUCCUGCAAUGCCAUCUUAAAAUUUGAGUCUUGUAAAAUUUGCAAAUGAGAGGGGAGAAAGAAAAUCCACUCCAUAAGGAAUGUCAAUUUGUUUGAGUUAUUUAUUAUAGUGUCACAAAAAUGGCACUCAUUGAAGAAAAAUGAAAAGUAAAUUGGAAUAAGAGGACAUUUGACUUUCACUCUCCUCAUCAAAAAAAUAUGAUUUUAAAGCUUUUGAUUGCAGCCAACAGUGCUUCUUAUGGUUCACAGGGACGUUUGCUUUGCCAGUUUAAUGCCUGUUCAAUGUUUGGUUAAAGUUUCAACUGAAUACUUUAAUAUUGUCGUCCUUUGCACAUGGGGUUUUGUUUUCAGUGGAUUGGCAGAGGGGUUUUGCGUAAAAGCGACGCCGAACCUGUUUCCUUUGUGUUGGAGAACAAUGCACCGUCAACAACAGGGUUUUAUAUAUAAUGAAACCAAACUGGACUGUUUAUUUUUCCUCUAAUAAGAGGCUUAUAUCCUUUGUAGGGAUUUAUCAGCGAUGUACAGUAUUUAAUAUUGACUAAAUAUUUGUACUGUUUUCUCAGCUUGAUGAUUUUAUGCCAUUUGAAGUAAAAAAUGUUUAAAUUACACAAGUGUCUUUUAAAAAGCUCA